This is a messenger RNA of Dentiscutata heterogama, 534 nucleotides long. The record is from the annotation of a GenBank genome assembly. NCBI's taxonomy places the organism in Eukaryota, Fungi, Glomeromycota, Glomeromycetes, Diversisporales, Gigasporaceae.
AUGGCAGGAAUGACACCAAUUAAAACAUCAAUUGAAAAAGUGUGUAGAUUUGUGAAGGCUAUUACAUUGUCAUCUACAAUUAUUCAAGAUUUUAAAGAAAUUGGACAAUCAGUUGAUGAAGCAGUAGUUAUGAGGUAUCAUAAUAAUCUUGCUUAUUAUAAGCUUACGCCACAAGAAGAUUUUGAUCUUCAAGUUGUUACUCAAUUUUUACAACCAUUUUAUGAAGUUACUAAAAUACUUUCUAAUAGUAUAUAUAUAACAUUGGAACUUUCUAUUUUUUUAAUGAAUGAUAUUGUUGAUGUUAUUAGAUCAUGUAUACAAGAUUCUUUAAGCCUUUUAUUUCUUAAAACUGCUGCAACACAAAUGUUGAAAAAACUUAAUCAAUAUAUAGUUUAUAUAUACAAUAAAGCAGCUUUUAUAGCUUCAGUUCUUGAUCAUCAAAUCAAACUUGAAUUAAUAUCAAUUAAUAUGAACAUUUCUAAAAAUUAUGACUUUUUUAAUGAUAUUUUUCAAGAUUAUCAGUGCUUGAACUAA